Pipistrellus kuhlii (Kuhl's pipistrelle) is the source of this 1144-nucleotide messenger RNA. It is a transcript of the gene SOSTDC1, whose product is annotated as sclerostin domain containing 1. The transcript has 2 exons. NCBI's taxonomy places the organism in Eukaryota, Metazoa, Chordata, Mammalia, Chiroptera, Vespertilionidae. Gene Ontology annotation, molecular function: BMP binding. Gene Ontology annotation, biological process: negative regulation of BMP signaling pathway; negative regulation of Wnt signaling pathway. The coding region runs from base 168 to 788 and encodes 206 amino acids. The record is from RefSeq and is a predicted model, not a curated record.
CUCUCUGUGUUUUCACUCUGAAGCUCUACACAACUUUACACCUGAAUGAAUGCCAAACCUCAGGGAUAUAUAAAGGGAACCUUGAGGAAGAAUUUCACAGUUACAGUGCAGGAGCAAGAGGGAAAGGAAUUAACUAGCUCUCCAGCCAAGCAGAUCCUCUACUCACCAUGCUUCCUCCUGCCAUUCAUUUCUAUCUCAUUUCCCUUGCUUGCAUCCUAAUGAGAAGCUGUUUGGCUUUUAAGAAUGAUGCCACAGAAAUUCUUUAUUCACAUGUGGUAAAACCUGUUCCAGCACACCCCAGCAGCAACAGCACGAUGAAUCAAGCCAGAAAUGGAGGCAGGCAUUUCAGUAACACUGGACUGGAUCGCAACACUCGGGUUCAAGUGGGUUGCCGGGAACUGCGUUCCACCAAGUACAUCUCUGAUGGCCAGUGCACCAGCCUCAGCCCCCUGAAGGAGCUGGUGUGCGCGGGGGAAUGCCUGCCCCUGCCGCUGCUCCCCAACUGGAUCGGGGGAGGCUAUGGAACCAAGUACUGGAGCCGGAGGAGCUCCCAGGAGUGGAGGUGUGUCAACGACAAAACGCGCACCCAGAGGAUCCAGCUGCAGUGCCAAGAUGGCAGCACGCGCACCUACAAGGUCACCGUGGUCACCGCCUGCAAGUGUAAGAGGUACACGCGGCAGCACAACGAGUCCAGCCACAACUUCGAGAGCAUGUCUCCCGCCGAGCCAGGCCAGCACCACAGAGAGCGCAAGAGAGCCAGCAGGCCCAGCAAGCACAGCAUGAGUUAGGGCUCAGACUCUGAACCUGGACUGGCUGGUAACCAUCUGCUUUACAGAUCUGAUUUGCUUGGAAGAUUCAAGUCUGCCAUUGCUAUUUUCUUACUUGAAAAUACAUGCUUUCUGCUUUGAUGAAACCCAGCAAGCUGUCCUAAGUAUCAGGACCUUCUCUGGGAGUAGCUUUUCCUUUACACGUUUUUCAAGAUGUACACACAUCCAUGAGUGCAAUUUGUAUUUCAAUCCCAUACAUCUUGCAGUUUUAAUUUCCCAUGAUUCUUGAAAGACCGGUUAUACUAUAUAUAUAUAUAUAUAUAUAUAUAUAUAUAUAUAUAUAUAUAUAUAUAUAUAUAUAUAUAUAUAUUUUUUUU